CACACUUUUACGACUUAUGAGUAAAUCCAAAUACACACAAGUAGUUUUAUUACCAUCUAUAUCUAUAGGUAGAAGCAUUCAUAUCUGGGUGUUUGGGGUAAAAGCUAUUAACAACAAACCUACUUGGCAUGAGGUUGUAUUGCCAAUACAAGCUAUUAAAUAGAUGUUAUUAAUAUUACCCCCUGAAGGCUGAAAGGACGGUAGAUAAUAGAUUGGCUGGUAAUAAAAAGAGCUUGAUCCGUUUCUGGGGUGACGAUGCAUGUAUGUAACAGGUAGCUUGCUUCCCUCGUUGCUUGGUUACUCCUUUGAUUAUGAUUCUAUACCAGGUGGGUUGAAAUGUACACAGACAACGUUUGUUCGUAGGUCCCAUUACAGUCAAUAUCGCGAUUCUAGCAAGGCAGUACUUUGACUUCGCUCGGAGUAAUUUCUAGAUAACAAAAGUUUUCGUCAAGAAUUGAUUUUAAAUCGACAGACAACUUUUGAUGUGUGAACUUUCAUAGGAAGCAUACUGGAAUUUAUUUCUGAUUUUUAGAGGUGUAAGGUGAAACUACUGUAGUAAGCAAUGUAUACUCCUACUAAACCCCGUGGUCCUAUCGCAGCAUCCUUCACUGGUCCAGGACCCAGUUACAAACUUCCCGAUCUUGUCGGAGGGAAGACCGCCAUCACCAAGAGACAGAUGCCAAGUCAUAUUUUCGGUAUAAAACACAGAUCAUUCACCACCGACUCCAGUCCAGGACCAUGCCACAAUUACCCUUCUAAAGUUACCAGGAGAGGAAACGAUGGCACUCCACACUAUUCCCUGUACGACCGUCCUAGGGACAUAUCUACAUUCAAGACACCAGGGCCAGGAGCGUAUUCACCUGAAAAUGCUGGACCUACCGCGUACCCUCGUGCUCCUCAGUCUACGUUUGGUUCCAGAACAAAAGGAUCUAAGGUCGACCAGUCACCAGCACCCAAUAGCUACAUGCCAGCCGCAGUCAAUUUUAAAGACUCGAUUACAAAGCCCUCAGCACCUAGGUAUUCAUUUAGGGACCGCCCUAAGGUUGGAAGCUUUGCUGAAGAUAUGGCGAAGACCCCAGGACCUGGAUCACAUAGUACUGUAAACCCAUCCAUCUACAAGCAUGCACCCCCUAGCUAUUCAAUGAUUGGAAGAAACCAAAUGCCAAGUGAUAAUACACGUAAACCAGGCCCUGGAGCACACAGUCCAGAGAAGUACACAAUCACAAAGAAAUCUGCUCCAAAAUUUCCAUUUGGUAUUCGUCACUCAGAGUAUACUACACCCCUCAUUAUACAGCAGACCUCAGAAUAAACUGCGCAUGUGUGACAUUUUUAUUUGAUAACGGUAUGCUGAGCUCUGCCAUAUGGAGUGUACAUGUAUGUAUGCAGCAGAGGGCAUCUUGGAUAAAAACAUGGAUCCCUUUCUGCCAAUCAAAACCAGAUCAGGCUCAACAUGUUGUCACAAUAGCAGCAACAACAAUCUUCAGAUUGUGGUGACAGCUACAUGUAGUAUUCACAACAAUGUUCCACAGAGUUUGAAAGUAUACCAGUCAAUAUGCUGCUGCAUUUAUUAUAAUGACUUGAUGACUACAUCAUGUGUAGCAACAGAGAUAUGGAAUGUUCUGAAAAUGAAUAUUGAAUAAACUUUGAUUUCAUUCCGUAUGAUAUACAUGUAUAUACAAAGAAGAGGAUUUUGCGAUGUGAUGUAUGUACUAAUUUUGUCAAUGCUGUUUUUGUUCACUUAGACUGUAAAACAAGCCACUGCAGUUGAAUGUAAAUUGUUAAAAUUGAGUAUUUCUUUUUUUAAUAGUGUACAACUACACUUAUAUAGAUCAUGGACAGUUUUAAUUGCAUUUAGUUUUUCACCAAAUAUUCAUAUUAUCUGUAACAUGCUGAAUUGAUGUGUGAUAUAUGAUGUGUUCUGUUUUAUUUCUACCUAUCAGUCUUUUGAAUCUCCUGAGUAUUGAUAUUCUUUUGUAUUAAUGUUAUUUAUGAAAAUAAUUGUGUGGAAUUAACUGUAUGCUGAGAUGUC
This is a messenger RNA of Lytechinus variegatus (green sea urchin), 2029 nucleotides long. Its product is annotated as outer dense fiber protein 3-like. The record is from RefSeq and is a predicted model, not a curated record. Gene Ontology annotation, cellular component: cytoskeleton. NCBI's taxonomy places the organism in Eukaryota, Metazoa, Echinodermata, Echinoidea, Temnopleuroida, Toxopneustidae. The transcript has 5 exons. The coding region runs from base 563 to 1309 and encodes 248 amino acids.